Molecule: messenger RNA, 549 nt
Organism: Paramormyrops kingsleyae
Lineage: Eukaryota; Metazoa; Chordata; Actinopteri; Osteoglossiformes; Mormyridae
Source: RefSeq, a predicted model, not a curated record
AGCGGACAUAGCCAUCGCAGCAGCCCCGCUCACCAUCGCGGGCGACGCAAGAGCUCGUCUUGUCAGGCUCACUCGAGGAGUCAUCGCAGGAAAAGAUCCAGAAGUUUUGAGGAUGAUGAGGAGGGUCACCUGAUCUAUCACAGUGGACACAUGCUAAGAGCAAGAUAUGAGAUUGUGAGUACUUUAGGAGAAGGAGCCUUUGGGAAAGUUGUGAACUGCAUUGAUCAUUCGAAUGGUGGUGCACGAGUGGCACUGAAGAUCAUUAAAAAUGUUGACCGUUAUCGAGAAGCCGCCAUGUCUGAGAUCGAUGUCCUUCAGCAGAUGAACUCACUCGAUCGCGAUGAGCAUUAUGCUUGUGUGCGAAUGCUGGACUGGUUUGAUCACCACGGCCACAUCUGCAUUGUGUUUGAGCUCCUGGGAUUGAGCACCUAUGAUUUCCUGAAGGAAAAUGGCUUCAUGCCUUUCACUGUGGACCAGAUCAGACUUAUGGCAAAUCAGAUCUUCAGAGCAGUGCACUCUCUGCAGAUCUGGAGUCCUGGCAAGGAAUGA